AUUGAGGGGGAUGACGCAAUCGACAUUCAAGAUAUGAAUUUCUUGUAUGCUUAUUACAGGCGUCGGGAUAAAACAUUAGUCUCAUCGGUGCAGGAGGGCACAGUCGUGGAUACUUCCGCCGUUGUGGCUUCAGAAAUCACCAACCAAAGGAGGGCACGGUGCUACGAGCUUAAUUCACGGAAGUACAUUGAACGUGUAGUUUUGGCACAGAGGUCACAGCAGAAAAUAGCACUUUUGUGGCUUCUUGCAGAAUCUAUGCGGCACGCCUGGAAACUUUAUUUUCGUUUAGCUCAGCUCUAUGUGAACUACGUGCCUUUGUACCUACAGGCGGCUGGGGUUACCAUGGGGAAUGAGGAUGACAACGAUCUGAUGGAUAUUACCAAAAACAGGUAUUACGCCUAUUUUUCUUCUGGUACUUUUGACUACGAGUACUACACAUAUGAGUUUAUCCAUAAGUGGGAGACUCUUUUUGGGAAUGUUCAGAAUUAUCUUUUUGAUGGAGGUACUGGAUCGGUGGGGAGUGUUGGCUUUGCUGCCACGCUUCUGCACUCUAUGGAGCUCUUUGAGCGGCAACAUGAGUUGCAGGUGGGAGUGCGGGAGGUGGAACAGUGGCUGCAUUUAUGUUGGAAGCGCAUGAAUACAGCCGCCGUGCUCAUGUCAUCCCCCAUUCCCACAGUCACCGCCACCAACACGAUGACAAUGACUAGUAGUAGCAGUAUUAGUGAUUCUGGUACUCCGGAUACGGCUGCCGGCUUGCAGCAUGACGAUACCGCCAAUGGAGAUGAGACUAUCGAGCACAACAGAAAGGAAUGCGAGCAGCAACUAGUUCUCACAAAUCCUGUAGACGCCACACUCACGUCGGUCAACAUGAGGAGGGAUGCGAUGACGCAUGUUCCUAUCGACUGGUGGGGCGCGCAGGACGCGGAUGUUCGGGCUCAUGUCAGUUGGAAUCGAAAGAAACGGAAGUUGCUUCAAAUUUGCCUCGGAAGGGCGGCGCUACGUCAGACGGUGCCAGCGGAGGGUCCAGACAACAUCGCCAGCAGCCCGAAGGGCACUUCACCGCAGCUGCAGGCAUGGAUGCCGGGGGCGCUCGAACCCAUUAUGGAGGACAACGGCGAUGAGGAGGCGCAGCCAUACCGCGUUGUCAACGUUGGAUGCUUCGGCUUCUCGUUCUUUUCACGAUGGGAUUAA
Trypanosoma cruzi is the source of this 1191-nucleotide messenger RNA. RefSeq lists its product as uncharacterized. The annotation marks the transcript as partial. The record is from RefSeq and is a predicted model, not a curated record. The transcript has a single exon. Lineage: Eukaryota; Euglenozoa; Kinetoplastea; Trypanosomatida; Trypanosomatidae.